UGGCGAUUGAUGAAGCGGGUAGGAGAUCAACUUUGGCCGGGAACAACCAUAGCUGAAUUUCGGUUUUAGAGAGAAUAAACCGUUAGUUAUCGAUUGUCUAAUUCCUUAAUGUUUAGCCACCUAUAUCAUUGUCAUUCGUGAGUGUAAAUUACGCAACGUGAUCGAAUAAUUACAGUGCAUGAGCUUCCUUCCUUGCGACCAAACUGCAGACAGUGUCCGUCCUGAGAAGAGCGGAGAAAGUUUAUUACGGAUCUGACUCAGCCAUUUGACACAGAUUUGUGAGAUUAUUUGGUGUAACUAAAACAGCAGACAUUAAACAGGUUAUCAUUAGCCCAGAGGUUCACAUGCCAAGAAAGCGAGGAGGAGGAGGGGCAGGAAGUGGAGCCAGAGGGGACACACUCAGGGCAAUCGGUCUGGAACACGCAGCAUACGCUCUUAAAGAUGCCUGUGACUUAAGAACCUGUGGAUGAGGACAUCGCUGGAAUACCUCAGAAUUUGGGAAUAACCAAACGGACAGUACGGACAGACGCUGAGCACCAAGGAUGACGAGCGCUGCCCCGGCCAGGAAGCCGUACCGCAAGGCUCCGCCUCAGCACCGCGAGACGCGCAACAGCUUGCCCUCGUUCCUAGAGGACCUUAGUGGGAGCACGCCACCUGCGCCUGCCCACACCGCUGGCCCCAACCCUCCUGACUCCUGCCAGGACUCCUUAUCAGAUGCAGACAGGAUCAAGAUCCUGCAGCAGCAGAAUGAAGACCUUCGCCGGCGGCUCUCCCACACCACCCACAAGAUGGAGGCCAUGGAGACGGAGUUUGAGACCAGCCGCCACUACAUGCAGGGGGAGAUGGGUCGCACGCGCGACGACCUGGAGAAGAUGAGAGACAAAUUCCGCAGACUGCAGAACAGCUACACUGCCUCCCAGAGGGCCAACCAGGACUUGGAGGAGAAGCUUCAUUCCCUGGCUGCUAUCAGUCAAACCUGGGUCUACGCACUCCGUAAGGUGGAGAGGGACAAGAAGACCAUGGACCAGGAGAUAGUGGAGCUCACCAACAAACUCCUGGACGCCAAGAACACCAUUGACAAGCUGGAGGAGUUGAACGAGCGCUAUCGGCAAGAUUGCAAUUUGGCCGUGCAGCUUUUGAAGUGCAAUAAGUCCCAUUUCAGAAACCACAAGUUUGCAGAUCUGCCCUAUGAGCUGCAGGACAUGGUGAACAAGCACAUGAAGGCCAGUCUGCCAGAUAAGAGUUCCCAGGGCCAGGACUCCGACACCAUGAGCCUGACGCCUGCCGACGUGGUGCCCACCUCAGUCAUCGCCCGCGUACUGGAGAAGCCUGAGCCUCUGGUGCUCAACUCUGCCCAGUCCAGCAGCAGCGCAGGCCGGCCCCAGGCAGAGGACGUGUUUGUGCAUGUGGACAUGACGGGGCCCCAGGCCGAGGCAGGAAGAGGGGGUAGAGAGAAUGGGGGUCCCCGCCACAGCAGCAGAGCCCCAGCCCAAAGCAGCCAGGCCCAGGAGCUCCUCCAGCAGAACGGCAUGUGUCGGAGCCAGAGCAGCCUGUCUGCAGAUGGCCAGCCAGUAGAGGAGGGUGGUGGGGCCUUCGAGAAGCUCAACCCCUACCCAGCCCCCCCUCCGCCCCACCCCCUCUACCCCGGCCGCAAGGUGAUCGAGUUCUCUUCGGACGACAAGGUGAAGAUCCCCAAGAACAGCCCCCUGCCCAACUGCACCUACGCAACGCGCCAGGCCAUCUCCCUCAGCCUGGUGCAGAACGACGAGGAGAAUGAGCGCCAGCGCACUGUGCCCAACAGCCCCGCCGUGUCGGACGGGGGCUGGCGCUCUGGGGCUUCCUCCUCCUCAGGGGGAGGGGGGCAGCGUGACCCCUGCCGCACGCCUACUCAGCUGGACACAGCAGACCCCAUUUCCAGUCAGUCCAGCCCCUUCAGCAGCCCCCCUCAGCCCCCCAGUGCCUUCGCCAGCUCAGGCAGCUCCGAAGAGGACCUGCUGGCCAACUGGCAGCGCAUGUUUGUGGAAAAGAUGGCACCAUCCUCUGAGGGCACCCUGGUCAACCGCACCUCCUUCAGUAGCGAGACGGUCAAGGACCUGGAGAGGACCCAGACCAGCAAGCCAGGUGGCGGGGGGUCCCACAGGGGGGUGCUACGGGGAGCCUACUCGGAUGGGGAGGAGGGGUCCUCCACUCGCAGCUGGACAGCUAGCCAAGAGUCCAGCCUGGACACUGACACCAGCAGCAUGGCUGACCUCCGCAACAGGAGGGGGCAUUACGGAGCAGACGUCUCAACAGAGGAGAGCGAGCAGCUGCUGUUGGCCCUGGACAACGACCAAGAUGACGCCAGUGGCAACACCGUGUCAACGGCCAUCACUGUGGAGACCAGCCUGGCGGAGGCCAAGAGGAAUGCGUUUGUGGAGGAGACGGGGUCUGUAGGCAGCUCUGCAGAGGAGAGAGACAUCCUGCCACAUGACUUCCCUGUCAUAGUCCCCAGGGUCCUGGCAGGGCUAGAGGACUAUACAGAGAACACCCCUCCCCUCCCCGGCAACUCCUCCGCUUCCACCCCCAGCCGACCCCUGAAGAGCCCAAAGAGGAUGGGAGUCCACCACCUGCACCGCAAAGACAGCCUGACCCGGGCACAGGAGCAUGGUAACCUGCUGGACUGAGACUAGGGGACUUUCUCCUCUCACUUCAUCUGUCGUCUGACAGACUAACUCUUCUCUGCUCUGUGGACUCUUUAUCUUACCAACAAGGAAGGUUGAUUCAAGUCGACCAACAUACCUACGUGUUGGUCCUACCUUUGUCCGUGCUGCUGUCUAUCAUGAGUUUAGUCAGGAAAUACACACAUUCUCUACUAACCACAUUCAAGAGCUGAUUCUUUGAAGAUAUGUGCAACGCCUGGCUGCCAGUUGAAAGGCAAAGUUCACAGCGUUCCUUCUCUUGCCACUGUGAACUGUGAGCUGCAAACCCCUCCAGUAGCAGAACAAAGGGUCCUACAGGAGAUUUGUUUUCUCUGUCUCUCAAACACUCCGAACUGUUGCGGGAGGAGAAGGGCGACUCCAGGAUAUAGCCAUACCGUGUCAUUUCCUGUGUGUAAACCUCCAGCCAGUGUGUGUUUUCAUGGAACAGCCCAGAUGGAGCAAUGAUUCAGCUCAUCACUUGAGAUGAUCGUCGAUAUGCAGGACAGGAAAACAGACAAUAUGGAUGGAGCCGUUGCCUUCUCCCUCCUUUGUUCUCUUUUGCCCUGAAUUUUUGUUCCCCCCUAGAGAAAUGAUAUGUCAUGCAGGCAUCUGAUAACAUGAUAACUUUUCCUCCAUCGAUGAAUGGGGGAGAGGAUGAGCACUUGCAAGUGCAUGCUGUUGUCUGGGGUGGAUGGUGGACCGGACCCCCACACAGACUCUCAGUGCCUAUCCCUCUCUGUCUGAGGGGGUUUCUAACCCCCCAAUGCCCAGAAAGGAUCUGUUCUGAUCCCUCUCUGAAGCUCCUGCAGUGUGCGUGCACUGGUUUGUUGAGCACCCACUCUAAAGGGCUCUCUUCUCCAAAAUUGGUCCACCACGGGCACCCUUGAUUCCAGAAAUUCUAGAUCUCACUCCAAAGUUUAUUUUCUAGAUAACAAAAAUACAGUUUUCAUAGAUUUUUAAUUGUUUGAUUUUAUUUUGUAAUUCUAUUAUCCUAAGUGUUCACUUUGAUUAUUUCUUCAAUCACUUCUUCAUUCAAAUAAUUUAAAUGUUGGCCUUUUUAUUUUUAAGCGACCAUUUUAUGGCAGAGGUCUUAAUUAAACUAUUUAUAGAGGAAUUAUGACAAUGAUAAUCUAGAACAGUCAAAGUAUUUAUAUUCUCUGAGCUAUAGUAACCUACUAGUGGUGUAACGGUACACGUAUUUGUACCGGACCGGUUGGUACGGGGACCUCGGUUUGAUCCGCACUGUGUACCCAAAUGAAUACAUUAAAAAUAUAUAUAUAUAUAUAUACAAAAUAAAAACACUAGGCUAUGCCUACGCAGCGUUGUAUGCCUCUUGAGUAAAUCUGAGCUGUAAAAACAUGGCUAUUCCGUUAAAACAACUAGAGCCCAUGCGAACGUUGUAAUCAAAAUUCAAAUCUUAAUUAGCGCAUUUCAAACCGUCCGUUUGUGAGGCGCAGCCGGGAACUAGUUCUGUACGAUGGCGAGUUGGGGGGUCGAUAAACCAGGAGGAUUCUCCAUCAUCGUUUAAAUCUCCAGUUUUGGAAAAUGUUUGCUUCUUAGUAGAUUACAUUGGCGAUGGACAGAGAGUAUAUCGCUACUGCUCAACGAGAAUAGCCUAUGCAGCUGCCAACACCUCAAACAUGUUGACACAUUUAUGCCAACAUCACCCCAGCAUUCUUACCACCGCAGCAUGACGGAAACGCAACAAAAAAAAAAUACUUCGUCUCCCCUCUGCAUUCAAGAAACCCUUCACAGCUGAUUCUGACAGGACAAAGAAAUUACACGAGCGAUAGGCAUGUUUAUAGCCGUGGAUAUACGGCCAUUUUCGGUGUUUGAGAAAAUUAGGGGGGUUCAGCACCUCGUGAAAGUGCUCGAGCAACGUUACGGUCUUCGCCCUCUCGCACCCAUUUCAGCAAACAGGUAGUUAGUACCCGCUCUAUAUAAGCAAGCUAAAGCCGAAGUUGUCAAUGAAUUGGCCAAUCCACCCUGUGUUGCGCUUACUACAGAUGGAUCGACCUCCAGGGCUACAGAGCCCUACUUAAGUGACAGCCCAUCACAUUACCCCAGAGUGGGAAAUGAGAAGUACCGUGCUACAGACAGGCCCCCUUUGAGAGUCACACAAGUGUGCAUGUUUUUCUCUUUGUAAGAAAACCUUAUAGCAUAGGCCUAUACAAUGUCUGAGCCAAGUUUACAUAUUGAUUUUACAUGCAUAUUGCACUUUAUUUUAGUGUUGUUGAUGAGUAAUCGUGUGUUUUCAUUUAAGAAAAUACAAAGUGUUAUUCCUGAUUUGUGCUCUCAUCAGGCAUUAUAUGACUCAUGAUCAUAUAUGGAAUCAGGAAGACAACACUUUGUAUUUUCUUAAAUAAACAACAAUUUCAUUUCCCUGCUGUACCGAAACCGAACCAUGACCCCAAAACGGUGAUACGUACCAAACAAGGUUUGGUGAACCGUUACACCCCUAUAACCUACAGCUCUGUAUUCAGAGUGCAACGUCUGUCAUUGUUGUGUGUAACUAUCAUUUCCAUAACUAGAUAUGGAGAUGUAACAUUGACUCUAUAAUUGAAGAUCAUUUCACUUUUGUUCUGUUAUUGAUCUGUCAUUGGAUUUGGUCAUCACUGUAUUUUUUUUUCAAGAAACAAACAGGCUGAUAGUACUAUUGUUAACUCUACUGUACAUGGGGUAUUACAAAGAAAGACCCAUAUGGCAUGAAACAUGGUGUCAGUAUUUGUCGGCAGAACCAAGCCAUCCAUCUCCAGGCAUUUUCUGGGUGAAAGUAAUUAUCUUUGAAGAUGCCUUCAUUUCUCAUUGUGUACCACUUCUGUUGGCAAUGUAUUUGUAUCUCAUACAGCAACACACUACUGUAACAGCAACAGUAUGUGUCCAGAACAUCUAAGUGACAAGGAAUAAUCGAAGGCAAAAGGUCUGUAUGGUAUGAUGGCUGGUUGAUGAUGAGAUUUGUGGUAUUUUUACAGUUGACAAUAUCCUAACCAGGAAAGUAUUUUGAUUGGUUUAUUACUCAGUCUCAGUUGUGGGGGUUCACAGAGGAUGUCAUACUUGUAACUGUGUGAAGAGGAGAAGGAUUUGAUAUAUUUUCCUCUGUGUACAGCCAACCUUGUAUUUCAUCAGUUUGCUUAUCAGAUGUCCUCACUCCUAAAUGUUCUGGUCUAGAGAGUUCAGAUCAAUUGACAAAAUCCAAAGUUGUUUGAAUAUUUGGACCUUAAUAAUUAUAACACCUAAUAGGGAAUGUAAUCAUGGCUUGCAGUAUGUAGCGUUUAUUUUCACUGUAGAUCCUCUUUUUCAUCCACAUGCUUUUAUAUGGAUAGGGAAUAUUUAUUCAUUCAUCAAGAGAUUAUUAUUUUUGUGAUUUUAUGGAUUGAUUUUUGAUUUUGUGUGUACCUUUUGGAUUUUUCAUUUGGUCCAUUAUAUUCAAUUGACUUAGCGUUCUGUAUUCAGCCAUAUUGAUUUUAUGUGUUAAUUGUAAUUACAUUUGUUCAGCAUCAGACACUCCACUAUGUAGCGUUAGUACAUAAUAAGGAUGAUUUACUAAUGAAAAUAAGUGAUUUAUUUUUGUUGGCCUUUCUAACAGCUCUUUGAUUGUGUGGUUAUGAAGUCUCUGAUACAGUCCUACUGUUUUAUUGAUCCUAGAUUGACUGCUCAUAGUGGGAGCUCUGCAGUUGCUUUCGUUAUAAGGCAGUAAUCCAGGAUAAAGUCGCACGCCUCAUGCAGUGUUCUCAACCCUCAGACAUGCUCGUGUCCACAUGGUGUCAGUCAGAUUCGAAUCCCUCUGGUAUUAUUUGUUCAUGCCACCCUCUAUGGGCUGAUGACUGUGUAAUAUCAUUUCAAGUCCAUUGCCAGACAGUGCAUGCUGGAACACAGAAACCACCGGGGAAAAGAUUCCUCCUUGAUGUCCCUGUACAUGUAGAUGUGGGUUUCAGUCCCCCCUGUUAAAAUCUCUAUUCUUAGAACAACAAGUACAAGACACAUAUCAAGGAACUGGAAACAUUGUUCCAUUAAGUACUGUGCCACAGCCAGUUACUGGGGUCAUAUUUGAGAAGUGUAUUCCCUCCUGAGAGAGAUGAGUCACCAUAUCUCGGUAUAAAAGGCUCUCCACAUACUGUAUCCAUGUUGGAGGCUUUCUGCUGCACUCCUGGACCCUGAAUAAUUCAACUCCAUUUUCUUGUGUGACGGGCCGGGACGUGGGACUGAGGACGUCACUCCACCCUUUUACAGCCUCACACUUUUUUAAAACCGAUUUUAUUUUGCUUACAGUCUGCUUAUUGGUCUUUCCAUUAUGUCUAGAUGUGCUGUUAAUAGCCCAUAAUUAAUAGAGUUGUAACAACCCUUGGCUAAAUUAUUCAUGUUUUAUUACACUCAGAAAUAGGUCUCUAAUACUUCAAAAAGAGAAAGGAGGAAUGGUAGUCUGUCAUGGUCUUGAAACUGGAAAUGUACAUUUUAAAUAUUUAAUGGGCUCAUCAGAUGUACUGUAGACAAGGUUUUGUGCAAAUACAAAAAUCGAAAUGGGCAAAAAAAUAGGAUAAAAUUACUUAGCAUUAUAAAUAGGCCUUUACAUCUGGUCUCCUGCAACUUUAAUGACUCCUCUUUCAAGAAUAUAAUCUCCGCCCGACACAUCGCUUCUUUGAUCCAAGGUCACCUUCCCAGGAUGCUCCACUCAUGUGGAGCUUUUCAAAUUUAGUCUGAAAUGUUGAAAAAUGUCAGCUUCAUCACUCGUUUUAUCUGAUGCGGUGGAAUAAACACACUGGGCAUGAUGAUAAUCCCUCUGUGACGGUGACCUUUAACAGGUAGCUCAGUUACUUUUAAUGUGUAGGUUUUAGUCUGAGCGUGACUUAAACAGCCAGUCACAGUUGUUCAUAGGAGCCUUGUCUCCAAUACAGUAUUUACACAGUGCCAGGGAUUUAUUGGAAAUAUUGAUAUUUGACUAACUGGAGCGUAAAUUAUGACAUUAUGCAAUUAGAAAACCCUGGCUCUACAUAUGAAUACAGAGGCAGAUUUUAUAGUGUAAUAUCCCACACAGGCGGAGUAAUCAUACAUUCUGAGCUUGGAGUUGCAUUUGUGCUGUGUCUCAGCAUGCAUUUCUGCCAGGUGACAGCCAGUCCCUGCCCAAGGGCGGUGUUAUUGCAAUGAGAUGGUUCAGGAAUACUAAUAUAGAUGCUGUCACUGUCUUGUCACAUCAAUGUAUGCAUCCUUUUAUGAUGUUCAGUUGUUGAAUUAUCCCAUGUUAUAUACUCUCAAAUACACAUGCCUUAAUUCAGCACUUUUAUUUGGCUGCAGGUGCAAUUUUAAAGUAUAUGAAAUGAUGUCUCCAGUGUUAGUGUGAUUGUGCUUAGUGGGGAUUAAUACUGUUAUACCUAUAAUUUGGAAAUUUGAUUCUAGGGGACACACUGCAGUCUGUGGUACCUGAUGUUUGCCAUUACGAGGAGGCUGUUGGUCCCAAGUCCAGGCUAUUGACUCACCCUGACCCUGAAGCCAGUUAUGUUGCUAGGUUCAUUCACACAAACCCUGUCUACCAGUAUUGCAUGGAGUUAAGUGGCAAUCAGAUUAUUCUCUCAUCCUGAGAAAAGUGUGCUCCGUUAUGUUUUAUUUGGUUGCAUAUUCAUCACUCCUGAUGCAGUGUCUGUUCAUUCAUAGCUUUUCUAGAUUUCCUUUCAUUUGUGUGUAAGCGUAAGCUUCCAUAGUCAUGUAGUUGUCAUGUGCAUUCUUUUUUCUCUGUAAAAAAAUUACUUCAAAAAUACAAAAUUA
Messenger RNA from Coregonus clupeaformis (lake whitefish), 8435 nucleotides. RefSeq names its product tight junction-associated protein 1-like. The record is from RefSeq and is a predicted model, not a curated record. Gene Ontology annotation, cellular component: trans-Golgi network. Lineage: Eukaryota; Metazoa; Chordata; Actinopteri; Salmoniformes; Salmonidae. Gene Ontology annotation, biological process: Golgi organization. The transcript has 11 exons. The coding region runs from base 543 to 2663 and encodes 706 amino acids.